AUGAAAGGCAACAACCAAUCGCCCGAGCUGCCCCCGAGCACAACCACCAGUGUCCUCAAGGAGCUGUCGGGAACCAGGGAGGAGGUGGAGCGCGCCCGCGAGGCGGCGGUGCAGGCGUGGCUGGCGUCCAUGCCGCUCAGCGAGGAGCUGGAGCGGCUCCGCGCCGAGCUGGUCGCGGCCAAGACCCGCCUCGCCGCGACGGCGGCCGAGAUACCGCUGCUCAAGUCGCAGAUCGAGUCCACGAACGGCGCGAUCGCCACGAGGCAGGAGGCGGCGGCCAGGAAGAAGGCCGCCGCGGAGGACCUCCGCCGGCACGUCGACGGAGCGCGCGCCGACCUCCGCCGGCUGCGCGCGGAGAUCGCGGCGUCGAGGGGCGCCAAGGACGCGCUCGAGCAGCGGGUGCUCGUCCGGCGCCAGGCCGCGCGGGCGCUUCAGCUGGCCGAGCGCGCCAUCGCGGCGGAGGCCCACGCGCUGGCGUGGUCCGAGGCCGCGGCCUCCGAGCUGACCGCGCGCGCGCGCGGCAACGAGGAGGACCCCCACUACGACGUCGUGGCGCUGCCGGCGCGGAAGCUCGAGGAGCUGCGCAGGCUCGUGGAGGCCGAGGAGCAGAAGGCCGAGGCGCGCGUCGAUGAGGCCGAGGUGGCGCGGCGCGCGGUGAAGACGCGAAGAGCGGCCGCCGUGGCGAGGCUGGACGCAGCGCGCGCCAAGAGGCGAGUGGCCGCUGAGGCGACGCUUGGUCGCCGCGCGAACGGGGACGAUGGCCGCGGCACGCGGGCGAGGAGCGCGCUGGUCCCGAAGAGCCGGAGCGGGAGGUCGUGCUUCGAGGUGAAGAAGCUGCGGAGGUUCCUCUGCAACCUAACCAAGGAUUGA
This is a messenger RNA of Sorghum bicolor (sorghum), 870 nucleotides long. RefSeq names its product periplakin. The coding region runs from base 1 to 870 and encodes 289 amino acids. NCBI's taxonomy places the organism in Eukaryota, Viridiplantae, Streptophyta, Magnoliopsida, Poales, Poaceae. The transcript has a single exon. The record is from RefSeq and is a predicted model, not a curated record.